This is a messenger RNA of Zophobas morio, 1397 nucleotides long. RefSeq lists its product as uncharacterized. The coding region runs from base 1059 to 1385 and encodes 108 amino acids. NCBI's taxonomy places the organism in Eukaryota, Metazoa, Arthropoda, Insecta, Coleoptera, Tenebrionidae. The transcript is spliced from 5 exons. The record is from RefSeq and is a predicted model, not a curated record.
GUUAGUACAGGCUUUGAAGCGAGAUUUUUUACCACCCGAUUACGACGAAGAAUUGUGGAGAGAGAUUCGUAGCAGGACACAAGGUUACAGCGAACGUGUUACUAUUUACAUAGCUGCAAUGGCGAAUUUAUUUAGUCGUCUCUCACAACCGCCGUCAGAAGAAAUUAGAUUAAGCACCAUAAAGAAAAACUUACUGCCCAAGUUCCAGACUAGAAUAGCUUUGCAAGAGAUAAGAUCCAUUGAACAGUUGGCCGAUGUUUGCAGGACGUUGGAAGCCGCCUUUACGACACAACAACGAUUCCAACCCCCACCAAGGAGAAGUGUAGCGUUGCUAGAACCAGAUUUGGCCUACUCUGAGACGUUAGUAGAGACAGAGGCGCAUUCGUCUAAAUCGAGGCAGUCACGGUCACAUUGUGCCCGACCUGAAGUUAGUGAACUGCGAUGUUAUAAUUGCAAUCGUGCUGGUCAUUUGAAGCGAGAUUGUCGUGAAGCCAAGAAGGAACCAGUGUGCUUUGGAUGUGGACGACGAGGCGUUAUCCGACCUAACUGCCCAAAGUGUUCAAAAAACUAGCAAACAGGCAACACGCAUCCAAGAGCCCACGCGAGUUGUCUGGUGUAUAUCAAAAGGCUCAGAAAAAAUGUGGCAUCUCACCACACGAGUGGAGAGAGUGGUUGGCGAAGGUGAAGAGUUUUUGCGGUUCUUUAGCAAGAUGUCCAAAAAGGUGUAUAAAAAAGGCAUCGUUUAAGCAGAUGCUAUGUUUGAGGUAGACAAAAAAUGUGAUAGUCGGCCCCAUUUGAAAAUUGAAGCGUAUGGACAUUCAUUGGUUGCAUUAGUAGAUAGCGGAGCGUCAAUUUCGGAACAGAAGGUGUGAAUACUGCAGAAGGACGUAUGCAGAAAAUUACGGGGUACGUUCAGUUACCUAUAUCGGUAGAUGGAACGUGCAAGGUCAUGAAGUUUUGGGUGGUACCGACCAUCCGCCAUUUUGUAAUCUUGGGUAACGAUUUUUGUGAGAAAUUUAGAACGGUAAUAGAUUGGAAUCAGAAAACGAUUGUUGUGAAUGAUAAACGUGAGGGAUGCGAGGGGAGAGUUGAAUAGCGACCAAGAACAAAACUUGAGAGAGGUUAUUGGCAAAUUUAAGUCUCUUUCGUGGGAAGCAGGAACCAAGUUGGGUAGAACCAACAAAAUAAUUCACAAGAUUGACACCGGUGAAGCAGAACCAAUUAAGCAGAGAUAUAACAACAUGUCUCCAUAUAUGUUGCAACAUUUGAACGGCGAGUUAGACAAAAUGUUAGAAUUAGGGGUAGUACAGCCAUCCUCAUCCCCGUGGGCAUCACCAGUAGUGUUGAUAAAGAAAUCCUCAGAUUCCCUUAGAUGCCAACUCUAAAGAAAAGACUGC